AUGGAUGAAACCAAAGCAUUGCAGGAGUUGGGGUCUUCAGUGGAUGGAGUCGAUGCCGUGGGAGUCGUUUUCGGCGUAGUGGCUGAUGCUGAUGCCGUGAUAGUCGUUUCGGGCUCAGUGGAUGAUGCCGAGGCCGUGAUAGUCGUUUCGGGAUCAGUGGAUGAUGGCGAGGCCGUGGUAGACGUUUCGGGCUCAGUGAAUGAUGACGAGGCCGUGGUAGUUGCUUCGGGAUCAGUGGAUGAUGCCGAGGCCGUGGUAGUCGUUUCGGUCUCAGUGGAUGUGGAGGAAGCCUCGGUUGGAAUCAUGGCCGUACUCUGA
This is a messenger RNA of Dibothriocephalus latus, 318 nucleotides long. The record is from the annotation of a GenBank genome assembly. NCBI's taxonomy places the organism in Eukaryota, Metazoa, Platyhelminthes, Cestoda, Diphyllobothriidea, Diphyllobothriidae.